Messenger RNA from Lotus japonicus, 1184 nucleotides. Its product is annotated as transcription factor BEE 1-like. Gene Ontology annotation, biological process: regulation of DNA-templated transcription. Gene Ontology annotation, cellular component: nucleus. The transcript is spliced from 6 exons. Gene Ontology annotation, molecular function: protein dimerization activity; DNA-binding transcription factor activity. The record is from RefSeq and is a predicted model, not a curated record. Lineage: Eukaryota; Viridiplantae; Streptophyta; Magnoliopsida; Fabales; Fabaceae. Bases 51 to 875 code for a protein of 274 amino acids.
CCCACAUUAUCCAGAUAAACAUCUUAGAAAAACAGUCAUUUUAAAAUCACAUGGCUGAAUUCACUGAGAAUUUGCAGAGCAUCAGACCCUCUUUUCCUUUCUUAGACAUUGAUCCAAGCAUGGAACUCCUAAGCCAAUUCAUGGGGAUGAAUCCACAACAUGUCAUGGACAACUCAAACAUGAACAUGAACAUGCAGAACUUGAUGCCUUUCUCCUGUGACAGCAUUUUGGGCCCUGAAGAGCCAGAGUUUCCUGAAAACUUAGAAGGAACCUUCCCUGGUCUUGUUCAUCAUGUAAGUCACAAUGCAUUUCCAGUUUCACUUCCCAUUUUUCCAGCAGAAGAUGAAAUCAUUGAAGGUAAAAAGAGGAAGAUGAUAAUGGAUAUUCAGGAGACCAGUUCAGCAAACUCUACUCCUGCAGUUUCUGAGAGUGGAAGCAGGAUAAAAAAUAAUUCUGGAAGAGGAAAGAGGGCCAAAAGCAAUGUAACAGAAGAGGAGAAAGAAAAGGAAGUGGUUCAUGUCAGAGCCAGAAGAGGUCAAGCUACUGAUAGUCACAGUUUAGCAGAAAGGGUCAGAAGAGGGAAAAUCAAUGAGAAACUAAGGUGCUUACAGAACAUUGUUCCUGGAUGUUACAAGACCAUGGGCAUGGCAGUAAUGUUGGAUGAAAUCAUAAACUAUGUGCAGUCUUUGCAGCAUCAAGUGGAGUUCCUUUCUUUGAAGCUUACAGCUGCAAGUACCUAUUAUGACUUCAAUUCUGAGACAGAUGCUAUUGAAACAAUGCAGAGAGCAAGGGCAUCAGAGGCAAAAGAGUUAGCCAGGUAUAAGAGAGAAGAAUAUGGGGGAAUUUCUUGCUUUCAACCAACUUGGCCCCUUUGACUUCAGUUUUGGAUCUCUUCAACAAUACAAUGACAUGAAGACUCGUCUAUUAAUUAUUUACUUCAAGUUUAAAAGAACAAUUUGUUUCCACUCCAUGCUACCAGCACAAGUGGACAUAUUCUUGCUUGUACAAUGCUUCAAACAUGUGUAGAAAUGAAUGGAAGUUAAUAAUAGCCUACAAUAUAUUUCAUAUAUAUCUGUGGAAUGUGCACAUAUACAAAGGCCAAUAAUCAUCACACAAAUUACAAAAGAUUGUCCUAGUUUUGUCACACCUUGUCAUGUGUCUGUCUUCUAUUUCCAUCACAUAUU